This is a messenger RNA of Myodes glareolus (Bank vole), 5303 nucleotides long. NCBI's taxonomy places the organism in Eukaryota, Metazoa, Chordata, Mammalia, Rodentia, Cricetidae. The record is from RefSeq and is a predicted model, not a curated record.
CGUGACCACGGGAACACUUAUAAAAGAAAGCAUUUAACUGGGGUCCUGCUUACAGUUUCAGAGGGUGAGUCCAUGGUCAUUAGUCCAUGCAGGGAACGUGGCAACACACAGGCAGGCAUGGUGCUGCAGCAAAAGCUGAGAACUUUAUAUCUUGAUUCACAGGCAGACAAGCAGAGAGAGGAGACACUGGGCCUGGCGUGGACUUUUGGAACCUCAAAGUCCACCUCCAGACCCACAUGUCUUCCAAGGACAUAGCUUCUCUAAAAAGUCCAUACUGCCUAAUCCUUCCAAACAGUGCAUCAAUAAACAUGAUAAUAUAUGGUGGAGGCAGGGGGCUUUUUCUUAUUUAAACUACCACACACCACUUACAGAAAUGUCUCUUCAGAGUUAUAUUUAAUUUUGCUAUUUUGUUCAUUAGUGCGCAUACACCAGGAUUGUGGCAUACGUUGUUAUUUUGAUUCUAUUGUGAUUUUUAAGACAGGGCCUCAUAUGGUUGCUUAGCCAACUGUCAAAUGCUGGGUAAGAUUACAGGUAUUUGUUACCAGUCCUUUUAAGUAGCUAUACAUUCCAAACAUUUCUCAGCUCACAGGUCUCUUAUAUUUUGUUGCAUUUUGUUUUGUACAUUCCGCAACUUAAUCUCCUCUGGUUGGACAGCUAGGGUGUUUCUGAUCCCUUGAUGCUGUGUGUAUUGUGUAUUCUUGUAGGCAAAUCUUUAUUCCUGUGUAUUAUCAAUUUAUUUAGAGUGACAUGUUUCUUUUCUUGUUGAUUUUUAGGAUUUUUUAAGUUAGGCAAAUAAAGUCCAAUUGUUGUAAAAAUGUCAAAUGAUAUGGAAAUUUGCAGAGUAAAAAAAAAAAAAAAAAGAAAGAAAGUUUCCCUCCUGACAGCCCACCUUCCGUCUGAAGUGGUGUGGGCUCCUGGGGGUGGAAGCCAGGCUCUCCAGAUCUCCCAGAGGACCAGACCCCAGCAGCUCCUCCACUGCCCCACCCCCAGCCUCUUAGGCUCCUAGGGUCUGCUCUGCUUGAAGUGCCGGGAUAUUCAGGCCUUGCCUGAAAAUAAUCCACUCCCUAGGAGUAGGAAGGAAAACAGCAGCAGCUCCCGGGCUUCUCAACCACAAGACAGCUUCAGUGUGGAUAGUUCUCCCAAAGCUGAACACACCCAGGCCGGCCACCAGAGGGCAACCUGCUGGCUCCCAGUCCCCAGUUCCCAUCUUUACACCCCAGACUUGUAUUCAUGGAUUCGUGGAUUAGGUCAGUUAGUCUAUGGUCAAAGCAUUUUGCUAUUUAUUAGCCAAAGGAGGAAAGAGUCUCCUUGUUGGACCAGCUCUCCUCCCUUCCUCAUAUAGAUGGGAAACGGAGGCAGGGCCUCCAGGACUCCUUCUGUUGGGCUGACUUAGCUUGUAGCAGAGUCCAGGUCCAGGGGACACAACCCCAGCUGGCUCUUCUCGGAGUUUCUUCUCCCAACAGCUUCGGCCUGGAUCAUGAUGGUACUCCAGGCACUGGCAGCACCUGUGAGGCCAGUGGUCAUGUGAUGGCGUCUGAUGGCGCAAUGCCUGCUGGAGGGGCCCUAGAGUGGUCUACCUGUAGCCAAAGGCAGCUGCGGCACCUGCUCAGGUCUUGAGCCCUGCCUGAUCUGUCACAGCACAGGGCGAAUGCACUGCUUCCGGGACCCGCCUGGGAUGCAGUCAGGACCUUCAAGGCACCAGCUGGAGGCACAGCCUGGCCUCUACUACAGUGCAGAUGAUCAGUGCCGCAUGGCUUUUGGCUCCGGGGCUGUCGCCUGCACCUUCUCCAGGGAGGGUCUGGAUGUAUGCCAGGCUCUGUCCUGCCACACAGACCCGCUGGACCAUAGCAGCUGUAGCCGGCUCCUUGUUCCUCUCCUGGAUGGGACAGAAUGCGGUGUGGAGAAGUGGUGCUCCAAGGCUCGCUGCCGCUCCCUAGCCGAGCUAACCCCCGUGGCAGCAGUACAUGGACGCUGGUCUAGUUGGGGGCCCUAUAGUCCUUGCUCCCGUUCCUGUGGAGGAGGUGUGGUCACCAGGAGACGGUGGUGCAACAAUCCCAGGCCUGCCUUUGGGGGACGUCCAUGUGUGGGUGAGGACCUCCAGGCUAAGAUGUGCAACACACAGGCUUGUGAGAAGACUCAGCUGGAGUUCAUGUCCGAGCAGUGUGCCCAGACUGACAGCCAGCCACUGCACCUUCCCCAAGGCAAUGCCUCCUUCUACCACUGGGACGCCGCUGUGCGGUAUAGUCAAGGGGACACUCUGUGCAGACACAUGUGCUGGGCUGUUGGAGAGAACUUCAUUGUGAGCCGUGGAAACAGUUUCCUAGACGGGACCCGCUGUGUGCCAAGUGGUCCUCGGGAAGAUGGGACCCUGAGUCUGUGUGUGUUGGGCAGCUGCAGGACCUUUGGCUGUGAUGGCAGGAUGGACUCCCAGAAGGUUUGGGAUGCGUGCCAGGUAUGUGGAGGAGACAACAGCACGUGCAGCUCCCAGAAUGGCUCUUUCACGGCCGGGAGAGCCAGAGAAUAUGUCACGUUCCUGACAGUUACUCCCAACAUGACCAGCGUACGCAUCGUGAACCGCAGACCUCUCUUCACACACUUGGCUGUGAGGACCCAGGGACACUACAUCGUGGCAGGGAAGACCAGCAUCUCACCUAGCAUCAUACACCCCUCCCUUCUGGAGGACUGCCGUGUGGAGUACAGAGUGACCCUCACUGAGGACCGGCUGCCCCACUUAGAGGAGAUUCACAUCCGGGGACCUGUCCGGGACGACGUGGAGAUCCAGGUGUACAGACGAUAUAGAGGGGACUAUGGGGAUCUCACACACCCAGACAUCACCUUUACCUACUUUCAACCGAAGCAGCGGGCCACUUGGGUGUGGACUGCUGUGCGUGGAGCAUGCUCAGUGAGCUGUGGGGCAGGACUGCGCUGGGUGACCUACAGCUGCCAAGAUCAAGCUCAAAACAAGGGGGUGAAUAGCUCCCUGUGCCAAGGGAGCCCACAGCCACCUGCAUGGCAAGAGCCCUGUGUCCCUGCCCCCUGCCCUCCAUAUUGGACAACUGGAGACUUCAGCCCAUGUAGCGUGUCCUGUGGCGGGGGUAUUCGGGAGCAGCUAGUGCACUGUGUGGAGACCCAAGAUGGUUUCUUAAGGACACUGCCACCAGCCCGGUGCAAAGCAGUAGCCCAGAAGCCAGCCCCAGAGGUGGAAAGUUGCAACUCCCAGCCCUGUCCCACCAGACCAGAGGUAUCAGACCCUGACCCUGCCAUGCCCACCUGUGAAGAUCUGGCCUCAAGAAAUGUGACAUGUGUGUCCAGAGUGGGUGACUUGCAGGACGCAGCCACUGCAGGUCCCUGUCUCACAGAUGAGACUGCACCUACGCUGGAGCCCUGUUUCAGGACCACAUGUUCUCCAGGUUGGGGCCAGCCAGACACCGUGUCUCUGGGAGAGGAGGCUCCAACCACUGUGGGCAGUGACAAGCCAGGAGCUCAGGCAGUGCAUGUGUGGACUCCUGUGAGGGGGCUGUGUUCCACCUCUUGUGGGCGAGGUCUGAUGGAGCUGCAUUUCCUGUGCAUGGAUUCUGUCCUCAAGAUGCCUGUCCAGGAAGAGCUAUGCGACUUGGCCAGCAAGCCUUUGAGUCGGUGGGAGGUCUGCCAGGCUGGCCCAUGUCCUGCUAGGUGGCGUUAUAAGCUGGCAGCCUGUAGUGUGAGCUGUGGAGGAGGGCUCGCACGGAGAAUCCUGUACUGUGCCCAGGCUCAUGGAGAGGAUAACGAUGAAGAGAUCCUGCCUGAUACCCAGUGCCAGGGGUUGCCUCGUCCCGAGUCCCACGAGACCUGCAGCCCGGAGCCCUGUCCUCCCAGAUGGAAAAUCCUGUCCCUUGGCCCGUGCUCAGCCAGCUGCGGCCUUGGCACUGCCACACGAACGGUGACUUGCAUGCAGCUUGACCGAGGCCAUGACAGUGAGGUGGAUGAAACUUUCUGUAAGGCUCUGGUGCGGCCCCAGGCCAGAGUCCCCUGCCUUAUUACUGACUGUGCCUACCGGUGGCACAUCAGCACCUGGACAGAGUGCUCCGUCUCCUGUGGGGAUGGCAUCCAGCGCCGGCAUGAUACCUGCCUUGGACUCCAGGCCCAAGUGCCUGUGCCAGCCAGUUUCUGCCAGCACCUACCCAAGCCAGUGACAGUGAGGGGCUGCUGGGCUGGACCCUGUGCAGGGCAGGAGAUCCCCAGCUCACUGGCCCACAAGGAAGCUACUCUUCCCAGCCAGACGCAGGCUGCUGUUACUGUUGCUUCUCUGGAGUGGUCCCAGACCCAAGCCCAAGGCCACACCCUCUUUCCAGUCUCCCAGUCUCUGGGGAUCCAGGAAAACCUGGAAGAGUAUGGUGCCUGUGGAAGGCAGUACCUGGAACCCACGGGAACAAUUGACCUGCGAGGUCAAGGGCAGGUAGACUGUGUGGUGGCCAUUGGGCGGCCUCUAGGUGAAGUGGUGACCGUCCAAAUCCUCGAGAGCACCCUCAAGUGUAGUGCAGGGGAGCUGUUGCUGCUUUGGGGCAGGUUCACAUGGAGAAAGAUAUGCUGGAAGAUGUCUGGCAUGACUUUUAGCACCAAAACCAACACAUUGGUGGUGAGGCAGCAUCGUGUGCAGCCAGGACGGGGAGUACUGCUACGGUAUUGGAGCCAACCUGCCCCAGGGACCUUCUACAGAGAAUGUGACAGGCAGCUCUUUGGACCUCGGGGUGAAAUUGUGAGCCCCCAACGGAGCCCAGACGGGAGGAAUGCAAGGAGCUGCCGGCUCUUCAUCAGUGUGGCCCCACAGGCCCGCAUUGCUAUCCGUGCCCUGGCCAGUGACAUAGGCACUGCCUCUGAGAGGAUCAAUGCCAACUAUGUCUCGAUCAGAGAUAUCCACAGCCUGAGGACCACAACAUUUUGGGGGCAGCAGGCACUCUUUUGGGAGUCUGAAGGCAGCGAGGCUGAACUGGAGUUUAGUCCUGGUUUCCUGGAGGCUCAUACCAGCCUCCAGGGUCAGUACUGGACCAUCCCACCAAGGACACGGGAACAGGACAACAGUUUGACUCUGUCCUGACCAACCGCCAGAAAGUUCUCUCCAACCGUCAGAAAGGGAGGCAACUCUCCACUUAAGUGACCAGCCCUGGAGAGUGCAACACUAGCCUCUUGAGAGGUUCUAACGCCUGCCAGCCCUGGGGAAUCUCUUUUAGGGGCUUUUCCAGGUGCAGAAGGGCUGGGGCUGGGAGGUGGAGAUCGGGAAAUGCAGUCCCAGCCCCAGUUGCUAAUAAAGGAUACAGGAAACCUGA